AUGCUGCGACCGGCGACCCCCAUGUCGUUGCUGCUCUUCGCAGCCUUCGCCCUGCUAUUGCUUUCUACCUUGUCGACACCCGUCAUUAAGCAAAUACCACUCGGCAGCUUCAAGGGUGCCAGCUUUGGAGUCUUUGGCGUUUGCAAGGCGGAUGGCACUUGCGAAGGCCCUGAGAUUGGCUAUGACACUACCAAAGUGUUUGCAGCUGCAGACAACAAGGGUGCCUUUGACCUACCGGACUCGGCUCGAAACACUCUCUCCGCCAUUCUGAUCGUGCACCCGAUCGCCGCUCUUACGACGCUCAUCAUGCUUAUCAUGGCCGCCGUUGCCCAUCUUCACUCACCCUCGCAUUCGGCUCGCUACCUCCUCGCUGUCUUCAUCUUCUCCUUCAUCGACUUUCUCAUCUGUCUCUUGGCCUUCCUGGUCGAUGUACUCUUGUUCGUCCCUCAUAUGGCCUGGGGCUCAUACAUCGUCCUCGCCGCCACGAUUCUCGUUGGAAUGAGUGGACUCGUGGCCUGCGCUAUGCGUCGUAUGCUGGUCAGCAGAAAGGCCAGGAAGAAGAGGAUCGCCGAAAAUGCCGAGAUGAGCGGAGAGAACUACUACAACCGUGAGGCUCAAGUCAAGACCACCGGAUCCAUCGGCUCACAGCCGACCAUGCCCGUUGUAAGCGGUGGAAACGGCGUCGAUAAGCUGCCUACGUUUGCCUCAUUCGAAUCCCAGAAGAAGGACGACCAGAUCAGCGAUGAGCAUAUCCCCCUGACGGCCAGAAGCCCCACCAAUGGCUCCCAAGGCAUCGUGGCUACGACAGAUGUACCCCCCUCACGGUCUGGAUCCGUUCCGCCGAACAGAGAUCCGUAUGGAAACCCAAUGCCGCCACAAGAUGGGUUCGGUCCCAGGAGAGGACCCUCUCAAGAGCGCAUGAGAGGUAGAGGCGGCAUGCCCCCCGGUGGAUUUAGAGGACGCGGCGGUGGUGGUUAUGGCAGGGGUGGGUACAACAAUUACGGCCCACCACCUCCGGGGAGAGGCGGCUACGGCCCUCCGGGACGAGGAGGAGGCUACGGUGGGCCCCCUCCUGGUGGUAGAGGCGGAUAUGGGCCGCCCCCUCGCGGCGGAUUUGGACCGAAUGGCAUGCGAGGCGGACGGCCGCCUCCGCCUGGCUACCAACCUGGGCCUGGUGGCCCAGGACCAUAUGACCGCAGACCAAGCCCGGGCAACGGCUACGGUGGUCCCCCUCCUCCCGUUGGGCCGUACGGGCAACGCUCCAUGGACAUGGCCCCUGGAUACAACAGUGCAAACAACAGCACCAACCCUUCUCUCCCAUCCAUCCCGCAGCAGCAAGGCUAUGAGGCGUACAAUCCGGAGCGUGGGAGCUUGCCGCGAGCCGAAUCACCCCCGCCUCUCCCUGGUAAUACACCGCCGCCAAUGGUUGGUCAAGCGGUUGAGAUGGAUGCGGCAACGGGAAGUCCCGCCCUCCCGCCUCAAGGGUUUGGCCAGUUCCGGGACAGUGAUGCCGAUAUCGCUGGCAUGGUUGGACUCCAGCAGCAGCAAAACGGUGGAAACAGGUCUCAACCCUUGCGGCAUGACACGUACAUGAGCGAGGGAAGCAGGUACAGCUCGGACGAGGCAUACGUACCGCCUCGUCAGGCCUGGAACAACCAAGGCUCAUCACGCACGGCGUCUCCGCUGCAACACAGUGAGCUACCCGUCCGAAGCUCGCCUGCGCCGGCGGCCAGCGACUACUACGAAGAUGUCGAUCCGCGCUUCGCGGACGUGCCAGCACCGGCUCCAGCUCCCAGAGCAGGCCCCCCGCCUGCCCUUCAGGUACCUCUACCCGCGCCCAACAUGUAUGAUGACGCUCAUGCGGAUGCCGGUGCACGUAGCCCUGGCGCCGAGUCUGAUCGGUCCAAUUUCACCUCCAUAUCUCAGAGAGGGAUAAACCCAAGGUGGAACCCCGCCCCUCCGAUGCCUGGAUCUGGUCAGCAGAUGCCGCCGCGUCGGCCGGUUCAACAGCAACGGCAAGACGUUCUGUUGAACAACAACCCCGACUUCGAGCUGCCCGGCAGUCGCCUUGGACCCCCAUCUCGCACGGGAGGCAACGGUAUGAUACCCGGCAGUGCGUACCCGCCAGGCUUUUAA
Molecule: messenger RNA, 2136 nt
Organism: Colletotrichum higginsianum IMI 349063
Lineage: Eukaryota; Fungi; Ascomycota; Sordariomycetes; Glomerellales; Glomerellaceae
Product: pH-response regulator
Exons: 3
Coding region: 1-2136 (711 amino acids)
Cellular component (GO): cell division site; plasma membrane; growing cell tip
Source: RefSeq, a predicted model, not a curated record